Larimichthys crocea (large yellow croaker) is the source of this 1000-nucleotide messenger RNA. Its product is annotated as ecto-ADP-ribosyltransferase 5. The transcript has 3 exons. Lineage: Eukaryota; Metazoa; Chordata; Actinopteri; Sciaenidae. Bases 165 to 980 code for a protein of 271 amino acids. The record is from RefSeq and is a predicted model, not a curated record. Gene Ontology annotation, molecular function: NAD+-protein-arginine ADP-ribosyltransferase activity; NAD+ poly-ADP-ribosyltransferase activity.
GGUUCAACUACUGCUGUAGAGCCUUUUGUUUUUCACGGUUGGUUAGUGUAGGAGCACUGAAACAUACACCGCACAUAGGCAAGUUGUUGACAAUUUGUCUUGACAUAACUUUUGAUCUGUGCUCAACACAUACUCUGAAAGAACCUGUCUGUCUGAUUGCAGUGAUGAAGGGUAACAUGCAGAUUUUAACUACAAUGUGUGCGCUUCUUUGUUGGAUGCAGCCUAUAAGCUCCAAGAAGAUCAGUGACAUCUUCGGUCCACAACAAGACGCUUACCAGGUCAUCCCAUUGAGCAUGGUUGAAGAUGCUGUUGAUGACAUGUACUUUGGCUGCAAUGAAAAAAUGGCGAAAACAGUCAAAGACAAUUACUUUAAAAAAGAAGUGACAUCUGAAAUAUUUGGAAAAGCCUGGAAACAGGCAAAAGGUUGUGCAACCCGCAGCCUAGAAAGAAAAAGAAAAGAGGAUGUGGCUUUAACUAAGGAUCACAUGCAGGCAAUCUGUCUUUAUACAUCUGACUAUGAAAAAUUUUACAAGAAGUUUAAUGAAGCAGUCCGGACCAAUAGAAAAAUCUAUGGCACCUGCUUUCCAUUCCACUCCUUACAUUUCUGGCUGACAUCGGCUAUUCAAAUCCUCAAUUACAAUAAAAAGUGCAUCACUACUUACCGAAGAACAAAUGUUACAUUUGACAGCAACGACAAAAUGAUUCGGUUUGGUUUUUUUGCAUCCAGCUCUUACAGCACUGACCUGAAAAAGUUUGGUAACAAGACCUGCUUUAAAAUUAAGACCUGUUUUGGUGCUUUCCUGAAAGACUAUCCAUAUCUUGGAAGUAAAGAGCAAGAGGUGCUCAUCCCUCCCUAUGAGAAGUUCAAAAUCACUAAAGCGAAGAAGAGAUUUGUAGAAGGCUUGACUGACUGCGAGAUCAUCUACAAUCUCGAGAGUGCAGGAGUUGAAAGCAAUCUAGACUGCCGUGCUGCAAAGUAACAAAGCAACCAGUGGUUCUU